CCAAAUUAAACAGAGCUGUUUAUGCAUGGCUUUAACGCUGGGAAAUAGUGCUGGUCUUCUUCCUAGAGUUAAGGGGAGUAGAAAGCUUAGAGUUUUGUCGAAGCAGGAAGAAAAUGGAGGUGUUCGUUCUCCUAAAGAGGAUUUGGAGAUAUCAUCCAGGCUUGGCAGAAUCAGUUUUCCUUCUCGUUUUCUCUUCGGUGCUGCAACCGCUGCUUUCCAGGUGGAAGGAUCAGCUUUUGGAGGGAGGGGAGAGUGUAUAUGGACAACUUUCUGCAGAAAAUAUCCAGAAAAAAUUGCAGAUGGGAGCAAUGGAGACAUUGCAUGCGACUCAUACCACCGUUACAAGGAGGACGUGGGACUCUUAGCUGACCUCGGCUUGGAUGCGUAUAGAUUCUCCAUUUCAUGGCCAAGAAUUUUGCCACAUGGUCGUGGCAAAGUAAAUCCGGAAGGAAUUCAGUAUUACAAGAAUUUGAUAGAUGAGCUCCUUGACAAUGGAAUAGAGCCUUUUGUGACAUUGUUCCAUUGGGAUUUGCCCCAAGCUCUAGAAGAUGAAUAUGGAGGCUUUUUGAGCAAAAGAAUACUAGAAGAUUUCAAAAAUUAUGCAAAAGUAUGUUAUGAAGAGUUUGGAGAUAAGGUGAAGCAUUGGAUGACUCUAAAUGAGCCAUGGACAUUCUCCACCCUUGGAUAUGGUGAAGGUGCACUUGCUCCAGGUAGAUGCACACAAGGCCUUCCUGAUCUUAGCUGCCCAGCUGGAGGAGAUUCUCUCAUAGAGCCAUAUAUUGUUUCCCACAAUAUGCUCCUAGCCCACUCUGAAGCAGCAAAAUUAUACAAAAACCAUUUUCAGGCCAAGCAACAGGGGAAAGUGGGCAUCACCUUACCAUCAUACUGGUUUGAGCCAUAUGAUAAAAACCCUAGUGACAAAGAGGCACAACAAAGAGCACUUGAGUUUAAUCUUGGAUGGUUUAUGGAUCCACUGGUGUAUGGAGAUUAUCCCUUCUCAAUGAGGUCAUUGGUAGGGGGGAGGCUCCCCAAGUUUAGUGCUGAAGCAUCAGAAAAGCUCAAGGGUUCUUUUGAUUUUAUAGGGCUUAAUUACUACACCGCUCGAUAUGCUCGAAGUGUUCCAUUCCCAACCAAAUUACAAACAUACAACGACGACAUAUAUGCAACUAUCUUAUCUGAAAAAAAUGGCGUCCCAAUUGAGCAUGCAGAGCCUGGAAGUUGGAUCAAUGUGUAUCCCAGAGGGCUCAGGGAACUUCUUCUAUACAUAAAGGAAAGAUACAACAAUCCUGAAAUUUACAUCACUGAAAAUGAACACCUGAUGCAAACUUGCAUCAUGUUGCAACCCGGGCCAAAAUCUCAAAUUGCCACAUGACCUCCUGUUAUUGAAC
Molecule: messenger RNA, 1388 nt
Organism: Phalaenopsis equestris
Lineage: Eukaryota; Viridiplantae; Streptophyta; Magnoliopsida; Asparagales; Orchidaceae
Product: beta-glucosidase 24-like
Exons: 12
Coding region: 26-1372 (448 amino acids)
Biological process (GO): carbohydrate metabolic process
Molecular function (GO): beta-glucosidase activity
Source: RefSeq, a predicted model, not a curated record